AAUAUGAAAAAGAAGAAAUGGAAAGACUUGAAAUACAACGAACUGAGAAAGAAAAAUUGCAAAAACUUGAAACAAAAUAUCUAGAAAGAAGAAAUGAAGAGCUUGAAGAACUUUAUUUAUUGGAGGCAUGUUUUCCUGAAGCAGAGAAACUGAAACGAGACAGUAGAUUGCUUUCUCAGUGGAAACACUACAUUCAAUGUGAUGGGAGUCCUGAUCCUUCAAUAUCCCAAGAAAUUAAUACUUUUAUUAGCUUGUGGAAAGAGGAAACCAAUGAGACUUUUGAGGCAGUGACUGCGAAGAGUAAACUAGUGCUAAAUUUAAUUGAGAAAUUGAAGUUAAUUUUAUUGGAAACUCCAUCAUAUGAUUUGCAAGAGAAAAAUAUAAUACAGUACCAAGAAUCAAUUCUAGAACUGCAAAAGCUCCUUCAUCUUAAGUUUAACAUAGCCACAGAAAUACUUCUCAGACAAGCUAGUACUUUAGCAGAUCUGGACAGUGGAAACAUGGAAAAAGUCAUUCGAGAUGAAAAUGUGACUCUAUAUGUAUGGGCAAACCUCAAGAAGAAUCCAAGGUACAGAAGUAUCAGAUUCUCUGAGACACAAAUUGGAUUUGAAAUUCCAAGGAUAUUAGCAACAUCUGACAUUGCUCUACGACUCCUACAUACUCACUAUGAUCAUGUCACGCCAUUAGGCCCUGUUCCAACAGGAUCACAAGAACACACUUCCAUGGUAACUUACUUUGGCAAAGACGAAGUUAAGAGUGUAGAAGCAGCAGUCAGCAAAGAUCUCCAAGAAGAGUAUAAAGAACAAGAAAAUGAGUCUAACUCAGUUCAUGAGGAAGAAACAAAAGUUGACGAACAAGGUGGUAUUGAAGGACAAACGAGUUCUGUCCAGGAAGAACCUGAAGCCACAAAAUAUGAACUGGAAAUGAAAUUAUUAAGUGAAACAGUUUUAGCAGCGCAGUUGUUGCUGUUAGAGAAUGCCCCUGAAAAGCCAUAUUUCUCUGAAGAAAAUGAGGUUGAUUUAUGCCAAUUCACAGCUCUGGGUGGAGUGCACCACUUGGAUAUUUUGGAGCUUCCUCCACAGUGUAAACCGAGGAAGGGCUGGAUGAUUGUGGAAAUACUCAAAGAAGGAUUACAGAAAUAUACAUAUCCUCCAGAAACUGCAGAAGACUUUGAAACAGAAAAUGCUUUCCCACCCAUAGAGGUCAUGCUUGAAGUUCAUGAGAACAUAAUCUUUUUUGAGAAUCCUAUGGUUGCAAGGUGGGAUGCUGAAGGUAAACACUGGAAAACUGAUGGCAUCAGCAAUGUAUCUUACAAAUCGGAAGACAGACUUAUAACAUUCAGCCUGGAAACUUUUGGCCCUGUUACCUUGAUUCAAGAUGCUCAUGUUAAUAUGCCAUACCAGUCAUGGGAGCUAAGACCACUGGAUGUGAAUAAAGUACUUCUGACUGUGACUACAGUAUUUACUGAGAUUCAAAUACAAAUUAAGGAAAACCUCUGCAUGUUAGCGUCAAUCAAACUAAAUAACAAAAAGCAUUCCUCUAUUUUGGAAGAAAAGUGGAUGACUCCUGUUUCUUUCAUUAUUGCUUUGAAAGAAGCUGGACUGAAUAUCUUCCCUACUGGACACUCUCACUUUUAUGUUGUUAUAAACUAUAAGCUUCCUUUGGUAGAAGUGAAAGCUUAUCGACAAAUGGCCCUGUUAAGUUCUGCUUUUGCGUUUGGUUGGAGCAAGUGGAAUACAGUAUGUGAUUCUAAAAAAGUUGUAUUUCAGGUGAGGGAACACCUUCCUAAAGAAGAACCCAUUCAAAAUCCUAAUUGGACCCUUUUAAUGUUUAGUGGUGAUAGGGCACAAAGUCUCAAAAUCAAUGAAUCCAGUGAUGCAUUCUCUGAAGCCCUUAAAGAAGAAACUGAGUUUCAUUCUACUUUAUAUCACAUGGUUAAGGAUUUUGCUUCUGAAGAAGCAAUGAAGAAAGUUAGGUGUUCCAACUGCCAGUUUGUUGACUCUGUAUGCCACAUGCUACUCUCAACUAGAUUACUCAGCUAUUCUUAA
Molecule: messenger RNA, 2048 nt
Organism: Mesoplodon densirostris (Blainville's beaked whale)
Lineage: Eukaryota; Metazoa; Chordata; Mammalia; Artiodactyla; Ziphiidae
Gene: DNAI7
Product: dynein axonemal intermediate chain 7
Exons: 13
Coding region: 18-2048 (676 amino acids)
Cellular component (GO): axoneme
Molecular function (GO): beta-tubulin binding; microtubule binding
Source: RefSeq, a predicted model, not a curated record